CCCGCUAUAGACAAAGCUCAUUGAAAUGACAUAACUCACUUCCGGCUGUUGCAGUAGUGUGUGCUGCUUCUCAGGUGUGUGUGUGUGUGUGAGGGAUUUUACGGAGGUGUGUGGGGAUAAGAGUUGUAAAGCUGUCCAAGUGGGGGAAUUUUCGCAGGACGCCACACACUGAAACACACCAACAUCAAGGCUAGACUUGGCUGUGUCCUCUGCCUCUUAUUUCCUCUCAGAAAGGUCUUCUGUCUGGCCAAAUCUGCUCACAUGAUGUGUCCUGAAUGAAACUUGAAAGCGUUUGCAACAACGCUAAAUUAGGUGCUACUUGUUCUCUGUGUCUCCUGUCUCAUCCCCUGGCUCCUAAACCUCUUCACAUUUGGUUUGUCACGCAGCCCAGAGACACUUAGUAUCCAGGGUUGAAACAGGGCUGUAAUCAGAUGGAUGUCAUCACUGCUCAUCACUGCUCUCCUGUCUCCUCCAUCUCAAUGGAAAGUGAAAUACGGGACUGACUACUGUGGUGACCCUCCCUUCUGUUUGAUCCUUGACCUUUGAACUGGGACCUGUGUUCUGUGCUCCAGGCAACAAGGUAGCAUAUCUCCGCUCUGCAUAAUUUUGGAAACGUUCUGGAAACAUUUUUGACACAGUUUUAGGCCUCCUAGUUGUGUUGAUGUUUCGAAGCAAGCUUAGACUAAACAGACAGCUGUCCCUUUUACCCUUGAUCAGUCUAUUGAAACUAACAACCUAAGCCAUAUUUCCCGAUUUGAGAGCACACUUUCCUGAAGUAAUACACACACAUCAAGUUUCCUGUAUCCUGGUCCUGGAAGCUGAAGCGUGAGUCGCCAUGGCGACGGACUCUCCCAACCCCUCCCUGAGGUCCAGAGUUACCAUGAUGACGGACAACGACUCCUACGUGAGCACGGCCAGCCUCCCCUGCUGCCACUUCCUGUCCGCCAAUGUCCUCAACGUGGUGGAGAAAUGCAUGAGCUCCAUGCAGACGGGGACCCAGAUGGUGAAGCUGCGUGGCGGCUCCAAGGGACUGGUGCGCUACUUCUACCUGGACCAACACAAGUCCUGCAUCCGCUGGCGGCCUUCUCGCAAGAACGAGAAGGCCAAGAUCUCCAUCGACUCCAUCCGAGAGGUGUGCGAGGGUAAGCAAUCUGAGAUCUUCCAGCGCUACUCUGAAGGCAGCUUCGACCCCAACUGCUGUUUCAGCCUGUAUUAUGGCGAGCGCUUGGAGUCCCUGGAUCUAGUGUCCAGCACAGGCGAGGAGGCGCGUACCUGGAUCACCGGCCUCAAGUAUCUGGUGGCGGGCAUCAGCGACGAGGACAGCCUGGCCAAGAGGCAACGCACCCGUGAUCAGUGGCUGAAGCAGACAUUUGCGGAGGCGGAUAAGAACGGCGAUGGCAGCCUGAGCAUCAGCGAGGUCCUGCAGCUCCUCCACAAACUCAACGUCAACCUACCCCGCCAGAAAGUCAAGCAGAUGUUCAAGGAGGCAGACACAGAUGACAACCAGGGCACCCUGGACUUCGAGGAGUUCUGCUCCUUCUACAAGAUGAUGUCGACUCGCCGUGAUCUCUACUUGCUCAUGCUCACCUACAGCAACCACAAGGACCACCUGGACAGCAUCGACCUGACCCGCUUCCUGGAGGUGGAGCAGAAGAUGACCAAGGUGACCAAAGACCAUUGCCUUGAGAUCGUGAACAAAUUUGAGCCCUGCUCCGAGAACCAGAAGCAGGGAGUUCUGGGUAUUGAUGGUUUCACCAGCUACAUGCGCAGCCCGGCGGGGGACAUCUUCAACCCGGAGCACUACGAGGUGACCCAAGACAUGUCGCAGCCGCUCUGCAACUACUUCAUCGCCUCGUCCCACAACACCUACCUGAUGGGCGACCAGCUCAUGUCCCAGUCCCGCGUCGACAUGUACGCCUGGGUGCUGCAGGCCGGCUGCCGCUGCGUGGAGGUGGACUGCUGGGACGGGCAGGACGGAGAGCCCAUCGUGCACCACGGCUACACGCUCACCUCCAAGAUCCUCUUCAAAGACGUCAUCGAGACCAUCAACAAGUACGCCUUUUUGAAAAACGACUACCCAGUGAUCCUGUCCAUAGAGAACCACUGCAGCGUCCCCCAGCAGAAGAAAAUGGCCCAGUACCUGGUGGAGGUGAUGGGAGACAAGCUGGACCUCUCGGCCGUCAAGGCAGACGAACAGGGCCACCUGCCCUCCCCAGACACCCUCAAAGGGAAGAUCCUCGUCAAGGGCAAGAAGCUCCCGCCGAACAUCGACGAAGACAACGAGGAGGGCGACGUGACGGAUGAAGACAGCGCUGACGAGAUGGAGGACGACUGCAAACUGAUGAACGGAGAUACAUCCAUGACCAGGAAGCAGGUAGAGAACGUGGCUAAGAAGAAGCUGGACAACCUGCUGAAGGAGUCUAAGAUCCGUGACCGGGAGGACCCAGACAGCUUCACCAUCGCCACCCUGUCCCCCACGGGGAAGCCCAUCGAUCAGUCAGCCUCCAAGGGCAAAGGUGAUGAUGAUGCUGACACAGGGGACGAAGCCAACCCCAGCACCAACAAGCGUCUUGGCAGGAGCUUCAUGGGAAGUUUCUCCAAACGCAAGAAAAAGGCGGCCAAGCUGAAGAAGACCAACAGCCUUGAGGACACUGACACGGACCAGGAGAGCACCAGCAUGGCCUCCCGCGCCCCCUUACACCACAGCAGGAAGAAGAAGACCAUGAAGCUGUCCAGGGCUCUGUCAGACCUGGUCAAAUACACCAAGUCAGUGGGCGUCUCCGACAUAGAGACACAAGCCGCCAGCUCCAGUUGGCAGGUGUCUUCUCUGAGCGAGACCAAGGCCCACCAGAUCAUGCAGCAGAAAGCUGCCACCUUCAUCCACUUCAACCAGCGGCAGCUAUCACGCAUCUACCCCUCCUCCUACCGUGUGGACUCUUCCAACUUCAACCCACAGCCCUUCUGGAAUGCUGGAUGCCAUCUGGUGGCGUUGAACUACCAGUCGGAGGGGAGAGUGCUCCAGUUGAACCGAGCCAAGUUCAACAGCAACGGCAACUGUGGUUACAUCCUAAAGCCGGCCUGCAUGUGUGAAGGUGUCUUUAACCCUAUGAUGGAGGACCCGUUGCCGGGGCAGAUGAAGAAACAACUGGUGCUGAAGAUCAUCAGCGGGCAACAGCUGCCCAAGCCCAAAGACUCCAUGCUGGGGGACAGAGGAGAGAUUAUCGACCCCUUUGUGGAGGUGGAGAUCAUUGGUCUGCCAGUGGACUGCUGUAAGGAACAAACCAGGGUGGUGGAUGACAAUGGCUUUAACCCCAUGUGGGAGGAGACACUGGUGUUCACGCUGCACAUGCCCGAGCUGGUGCUGGUCCGUUUCCUGGUGUGGGACCACGACCCUAUUGGCCAGGACUUCAUUGGCCAGCGCACCAUUGCCUUCAACAGCAUGAUACCAGGUUUUCGCCACGUGUAUUUGGAAGGUAUGGAGGAGGCUUCCAUCUUUGUUCAUGUGUCUGUACAUGACAUCACUGGUAAGGGCAAGGUGGCCAGCGGCAUAAAAGGGCUGUUUCACAGAAACCCAAAGCAGGCUUCUCUCGACAGCCAUGUUGCUGCACAGCUCAGCCGUAAGCACCCAUUCGGAGCCCACCUGCUGCGCCGCACGGCCAGCGAGCCCACCAAGGGCGAGCCCAAGGUCAAGAAGGGUUUCCCCGAGAUCGCCAUCGACACCAAAGACUACAGCUCGGAAGGGGCCAGCGAGGACCGGGAGUCAGAGGACAGGGAUCUCAGCGCCUCACCCCAGCCCCCGCAGCUCCACCAGCGCAACGGAGACGCCACGGACGCAGCUGCACCCGCCACGCCACGCCAAGGCUCCAACGGGCACCACAGCACCAACGGGGCUUUCAACCCCGAUGAGGGCAAAGACCAUUCCACAGGGCAGAGACCAGCUCCCCCUCUUUCACUGUUCAGGCCAAUCGCUGAAGAACUGGGUGACAGACAUCUCACUCGCUCCGCUUCUACUCCAGCAGACCACUCAUCAACACGUAACUCGCCCCUCCCUCCAGCCACAGCAAUAACCACCACCACUCCAUCCCCUGCUUCUAAUAGUGAGGCGGACAGUCCCGUCAAGGGAAGGGGGGUCAGCAAAAUACCCCCUGUCCUUCACAGGACCACCUCAGCCCCUGUCGUACCGGACCCCAAAGACCUGAACCCCUCACAGUCCUGCAGAGACCCCCGGGUUGACAACGGCACCUCGUCACCCAUGGAGCACGCUCCAAUCCGAACGGAAGCACUGUAUACUCCGACAGACCACACAAAGGACGAUGCCGAGCGCAAGACUGAGAUGAGGGCAGAGUCUCCCGCUCUUCUCGCCGAUCACUCUGUCUCCAGCCCUCAGAAAGUCCAGGUCCUGAGAACGAUGUUCGGCGGCAACCCAUCACGCACGCCCGUCAGAAGGACCAAAAGCGAGGGCUAUGUGCGGUCGGCGGCGGCUGGGGGGCAGCAGCAGGCGUCUGCCGUGCCGGAGGUGUGCACAGACGCCACCCUGAAUGACCGGCUGUGGAGCAAGCUGGAGCCCGAGCUGGGCAACCACCGAGACAGCGUGUCCUCGUCCUCCAGUAUCUCGUCCAACGACACCGUCAUUGAUCUGUCCCUACCCAACCUGGCCAGGAAGAGCCUCACCUGCCUGAACAGUGGGCCCUCCCCAUCUGACAACACCUUCCAGGACCCACCCUCCUGGGUCACCAGGCCACGCUCAGCCAUCACCUCUUUUGACACGCUGCGGGUCAGCAAGAGCAAGUCCAACCCCAACCUCCGGCAGGGCCACCCGGGGGAGCCAGAGGACGAGCUGCAGCCCAGACCCCUCGGCGUCCCCAGGGAGCCUCCAGUGGACUCACCCAGCAGAAUUACCCAGAGGAGGCACACCUGGAGCCGUCUCUAUAUGGAAGGGCUGAAGCAGUCCUCUUCCCCAUCCAAGAAGCCCUCUGCAGCAGCAGUCCUUGCUGCUGCAGCUGCCAGCCCCCUGGAUACCGGAGCCUCUAUGUCCAAGAGUCUGGGGGACUUGACUUCGGACGACAUCGCUUGCAACUUUGACAGCAAGUACCGCAGCAUCAGCCGCAGCUUCAUUGUCAGGCCCUCCAGGAACGAUCCUCGACGAGGUCUCCAGAGGCCUCGGCCGCCAAGCGACCUGACAGAGCAGCUGAGGAGGCUGACUGAUGUGGAGCCCCUGACGGCACGUGACUUCGCCACCCAGGCACAGCAGGAGUCCCCGGAGGAGGCUCAGGAGGAACCCCCACUUCGGAGAAUGUCCUCCCGGAGUCAGAGCAGGGUGCGCUACAUCGCCAACAGGGCCAAGGAGGCCCAGGAAAGAAAGAGGCUGCAAGGUCUCAACCAGCCCCACCUAGCUGCCGGCGUCGCUAGCAUUAGCAUUUUCGGAGGCGGUAGCCCUAUUGAAGAGCGGGGUAACCCGGAGGGGGCGUGCUGCGUAGCCCAGAGCCCCUGCACUAGUUUGGACCUGUUAAGCCAGCUCAGCCCCCCGGGGCCGCCCCCCAACAGACAGUCCCAGACACAGUCCCAGACCUCCCCAAACUCUGACAACAAUGAGGUCUUUUUCAUGCUCAAGCUCUGAGAAUCAGAUUUGUUUUGGACCGGACCGUGAGAGACACUGAAGCAAAACUAAUUUAGAAUUCCAUCCAGCUUUCUAGGAAGGGGAAAUUGUCAUUUAUAAAGAAAGGGAAUUCUGUAUAUCUUGACAGGAUGCAUUUUUAAAUGUGUUUAAUCAAGCACUGAAUAAUGAUACUUCUUCCAGAAACUUCCAGAUACAGUCACAAGCACAGUUUUACUCUGGUCAAUGUUUAAUUUUCACUGCUCAGUAACUCACUUAUAAACUUUGAACAACUAUACGCCAAGCUGGUCACAAGGAUGGGCAAGUAAUUUUUCCAACAAAUUGACCACACAUACACACAAACAAUAGAAACAGCGGUGAGCUGUGUUAUGAAAGCAUCCUUUACCAAUACAGUCAUUUGUUUGCACCAAAUUAGGAAUAGUGAAAUGUAAUUGGAAAAACAAACCUCUACAAUAGUUUUUAUAUGCUUGACUGUUCAGUGACUUCCAUGUUUUGAGUAUUCAUUGUGAGUUGAGCUGAUCCCAAAGUAGCAAUAGACAACCAUUAGUGGAGUUUUUUAUUUUUUAUUUAAACUUUAUUUAACUAGGCAUAUCAGUUAAGAACAAAUUCUUAUUUACAAUGAUGGGCUACAAGAGUCUGAUAAGAAAACCUUUUUUAAACUUGAAAUUUAAUGAUAUAUACUGUACUUUUAAACCUUAAGAUUGAAUAAUAAACUGUUAACUCAUAUAUCACCAGUAGCUCAGCUAUGUGCAAGCAAUAUUUUAAAAACAGCUAUUAGUGUAUUAUAUUGCAGAUAAUGUAGAUGAGGGAUUUUCUUUGAAGGUUGUUGUUUAGCCAAGGGCCCAUGCAGAAUCUUUACUAAAAACAACUAAAUAAGUCAAAUGACAAUAACAACACAAUCCAAAACAUGUCUUUUCAACACAUCUUGUUUUAUUCUGUCCGUACAGUGAAGUGUGAUUUGAGUGAGUAUUUUUUUACCAUGUUACCCAUUUUUUAAUGUGGCUGCAUGUCUUUUAAGCACAGUAUCAUAUGUCUCUUAUUUUAUUAUAAAAAAAACAUUAAAUGGGACCUGAUAUUUAGACUUUUUCUUCCUGUGUUCAGGCUGUUGAAUGAUGUGAUUGGUCUCAUUGUAGAUACUGGACCAGAUAGGAGGUACCCUGUUUCCACGCACGUUUGUACUGUUCCGUUUGUACUGCCAUGCCAGUUCCCUGCAACCUUUUAGGAGCCAUCAUUUUUGAGGUAAAAACCAGAUGUUAUUAUGAACUGAAUAAAUAUCUCUACUGUAUAUUA
Messenger RNA from Oncorhynchus gorbuscha (pink salmon), 6904 nucleotides. RefSeq names its product phospholipase C, eta 2a (gene plch2a). The coding region runs from base 836 to 5617 and encodes 1593 amino acids. Gene Ontology annotation, biological process: lipid metabolic process; phosphatidylinositol-mediated signaling. The transcript is spliced from 24 exons. Gene Ontology annotation, molecular function: phosphatidylinositol-4,5-bisphosphate phospholipase C activity; calcium ion binding. The record is from RefSeq and is a predicted model, not a curated record. NCBI's taxonomy places the organism in Eukaryota, Metazoa, Chordata, Actinopteri, Salmoniformes, Salmonidae.